Messenger RNA from Rosa chinensis, 657 nucleotides. RefSeq lists its product as uncharacterized. NCBI's taxonomy places the organism in Eukaryota, Viridiplantae, Streptophyta, Magnoliopsida, Rosales, Rosaceae. The transcript has 2 exons. The record is from RefSeq and is a predicted model, not a curated record. The coding region runs from base 1 to 657 and encodes 218 amino acids.
AUGGCAGAAACCAACUUUGUGCAGCCAGCAAUACCUCGGUUCGAUGGUCAUUAUGACCAUUGGGCCAUGCUCAUGGAGAACUUCCUUCGUUCGAAGGAGUAUUGGCACAUGGUGGAGAUUGGUAUUCCAGCAGCUGCAGCAGAAGGAGGAGAGGAGAUAGAAGCUCAACGGAAGUUAAGAGAAGAUGCAAAAUUAAAAGACUUGAAGGUCAAAAAUUACUUGUUCCAGGCCAUCGACAGAACCAUCGUGGAAACCAUCUUGAACAAGGAGACUGCAAAAGGAAUUUGGGACUCGAUGAGACAGAAAUUUCAAGGCUCAACGAAGGUUAAGAGAGCUCAGUUACAAACACUCAGAAGGGAGUUUGAAGUUCUUGGCAUGAGAGAGGGUGAGAAAGUGAACGAGUAUUUUGCUUGUACACUUACAGUGGCAAACAAAAUGAAGGGACAUGGGGAGAGAAUGGGAGAUUUGGUGAUUGUGGAAAAGAUCUUGCGGUCCAUGACUCGCAAGUAUGAUUAUGUGGUGUGCUUGAUAGAGGAGUCCAACGAUCUCACAACCAUGACUAUUGAUGAGCUUCAAAGCAGCUUCUUAGUGCAUGAGCAACGCAUGCAUGCACAUUGGAAAUUUUCUGAUUUUUUUCAUAAGGACGAAAAAUUCUAA